CCACUGGUUUCAGCCCUGCAGAUGCUCCUCCACAUCAUCCAUCAUUCCUUUACAAGCAGAGCCCGUCUUGCACCAUCGGUCUUUGAACCUUUGCCCUUUUAAAGGUUGUGGAAAAGCUGAGUGAGCUGUUUUUUUUCCAGGUCAGAGUCAAUGAUCUGAAUCACUUUUAGAUAAAUAGAAAGUUAUGGGUUAUUCACAGUGCAAUGAAAUUGCUUUCAUAAGUUGCUUGUUUGCAGUUUUCUGUCUAAAAAUAUUGGAAGAUAUGAGUCUUAGUGUUUACUGCAUAAAUAUGUGUUAAUUUGGAAACUAUAAAGUGGAAAACAAGCGGCCCAAUGACAAACAUGCGGCGUAUUCUGUACCAGCUGACCAACAGGGCGCAGCAGUGAGCUGCAGCCAAGCACAUUCAUACUGAUGACCUUGUUCAUCUCCAGUCAACUUUAUCCACAUUAUCAGACAGACAACGUGUUUUAAAAGCUGCUGGAUGAAAAACACAGCUACGCGUUGCUGUGAUGUUGCCUGGACUGACUUUGCUUGUCGUUUUCCAAACUUCAGUUUUAUGAUUUCCUCCCACCAUCCUGUAGUCCGUACAGUUCUCUGUCAGAAGUCGCUGAUCUCAUGGGUUGGAGAGGACUGGAUCUUCCUCAUCCUGCUGGGAACCGUCAUGGGCCUGGUCAGCUGGGUCAUGGACUUUUUCAUCGCCUUCUGCCUCAGAGCACAGAAGUGGAUGUUCACCGGCCUCUACGGCAGCGUGUUCCUGCAGUACCUGGCCUGGGUCACCUUCCCUGUGGUCCUCAUCACCUUCUCCGCUGCCUUCACUCAGAUCCUCGCCCCACAGGCUGCUGGUUCAGGCAUUCCAGAGGUAAAGACCAUCAUGAGAGGAGUGGUUCUGAAGGAGUACCUCACCUUUAAAACCUUUGUGACUAAGGUCAUCGCUCUGACCUGCGCUCUGGGAAGCGGCAUGCCUAUGGGCAAAGACGGUCCGUUCGUACACAUCGCCAGCUUGUGUGGCGCUCUCCUCUGCAAGUUCAUGUCGCUGUUUGGAGGAAUGUACGAGAAUGAGUCGAGGAACAUCGAGAUGCUGGCAGCAGCCUGUGCUGUGGGGGUGGGCUGCUGUUUCGCUGCCCCCAUAGGAGGAGUGUUGUUCAGCAUUGAAGUAACAUCCACCUUCUUCGCUGUGAGGAAUUACUGGAGAGGGUUCCUCGCCGCCACCGUCAGCGCCUUCGUCUUUAGACUAAUGUCUGUGUGGAACAGAGAUGAAGGGACCCUCACAGCCCUGUUUAAAACCAGCUUUCGUCUGGACUUUCCCUUUGACCUCCAGGAGCUUCUUGCCUUUGCUGUUGUUGGUAUCGCCAGUGGGUUUGGAGGAGCCUUCUAUGUCUACCUUAACCACCGUGUUGUCAAGUUCAUAAAGAAACAAAAGUCCCUCAAGAGAUUUAUCAUCAGGAAUCGCCUGCUGUUUCCAGCUGUGGUCACCUUAGUCAUUACCACGCUCACGUUUCCCCCUGGCUUCGGACAGUUCAUGGCUGGAAAGUUGACCCAGAAGGAGUCUGUGCUGACGUUUUUUGAUAACCUGACAUGGGCCAAGCAGGGCGACGCCCACCAGGCUCCAUACAUGGGCUAUGCAAAAGCCUGGCUCCACCCACAGGCCAGCGUCUUCGUCACGCUGUCCAUCUUCGUCAUCAUGAAGUUCUGGAUGUCUAUCGUGGCCACGGCCCUCCCCGUGCCCUGUGGAGCCUUCAUGCCAGUAUUUGUCAUCGGGGCAGGGUUCGGUCGUCUGGUUGGAGAGAGCAUGGCAGCCUGGUUUCCAGACGGCAUCAACACAAACGGCACCAUCUACCCCAUCGUGCCAGGAGGCUACGCUGUUGCAGGUGCAGCAGCUCUGUCAGGAGCGGCCACCCACACUGUUUCCACUGCAGUCAUCGUGUUCGAGCUGACGGGACAGAUCUCCCACAUCCUGCCGGUGAUGAUCGCGGUGAUCCUGGCCAACGCCGUGGCCCAGUCCCUGCAGCCCUCCCUGUACGACUCCAUCAUUAAGAUCAAGAAGCUGCCGUACCUCCCGGAGCUGGGCUGGGGAAACCAUGAGAAAUAUAACAUUCGCGUGGAGGACAUCAUGGUGAGGGACGUGCGGUACAUCACUCUGAACUGCUGCUACCGAGACCUGCACAACGUGCUGCUGACAGGAAACCUCAGCACGCUGGCGCUGGUGGAAUCAGCAGCGUCCAUGGUGCUGUUGGGCUCCAUCUCGCACGCUCAGCUCCAGUCGCUGCUUUCCCAGCAACUCAGUCGCACCAGACGGUUGGAGCACAUCAGGCAAAGAAAUGUCGCCUCCAGUCAGUACAGCAACCAGGAGGAGGCGAGUCAGGGCGCCUGCAUCCAGAUCUCCAAUGAGGAAUCGUCCUUCAGUCCUGUACGUCCCAUUUCUCAGGGGAAGAUAUCGCCAGUUGUGGAGCAAGGCAUCGAGAUCCCCACUGGCCCACAUGAUAAUUCAGACUUCACUUUAAAGAACCUAUUCUGCACCAGUCAAGACUCAGACGACCUGGAGGAUGAUGGAGAUGUGAAGGACACCAUGACCAUUAAAGAGAUUGCAGAGUGGGAGGAGAAGCAGCUCAACGAGCAGAUCAACUUCAACAACUGCAGGAUCGACCCUGCGCCGUUCCAGCUGAUGGAGCGCACGUCGCUGCAUAAGACCCACACCAUCUUCUCCCUGCUGGGCCUCGACCACGCCUACGUCACCAGCGUUGGACGCCUCAUUGGUGUGGUUUCCCUCAAAGAGCUAACCAAGGCCAUUGAGGGCUUUGUGCCUGUGAACGGGUUGAAACUGCGUCCGGCUCUGGCCAGUUUCCGAGACAGCGGCCCCACCGGCAGGACCAUCACUGACGGCGAGACCACCGAGCUUCAUUGGCUGGGGGAGCGAAACAGAGAAUAUGUCCCAUCAGAAUCAGACGAGAGGUCACAAUGA
This is a messenger RNA of Betta splendens (Siamese fighting fish), 2959 nucleotides long. Its product is annotated as chloride channel protein 2-like. The record is from RefSeq and is a predicted model, not a curated record. Gene Ontology annotation, molecular function: voltage-gated chloride channel activity. The coding region runs from base 482 to 2959 and encodes 825 amino acids. The transcript is spliced from 21 exons. Gene Ontology annotation, biological process: transmembrane transport; chloride transport. NCBI's taxonomy places the organism in Eukaryota, Metazoa, Chordata, Actinopteri, Anabantiformes, Osphronemidae. Gene Ontology annotation, cellular component: membrane.